AUGAGCGAUCCAGAUCAUCCCGAGUUAGAGGGCGAUGACGGUCGAGAAAAAGGGUUUGCGGUUCCUCGGUUGGGGUAUGAAGCGCGUGAUGCGGGGGAAGGGGAGGAGGACGGGGAGGAGCAGGGGGGAAGCAGCACCAACGCGGGCAGCUCGCAGGCGCAACGCACUCCUGCUGCCCCGGACUGCCCGCCCAACUCCUCCUCGAGCCUCCGCGCAUUCCGAAACAGCCAAUCGCAAGGAGAUGCGGCGGGGAAGGAAAGGAUGGGUAGCGCAGGAGCGGAGGCUGUGACACGGAGUGGAGUUGACUCAGCGGGGGAUGAUGGGAGCGGGGGGGAAGCAGAGGGGGGGAAUGGUAGGAGCGGGGGGAAAGCAGAGGGGGGGGAUGGUAGGAGCGUGGGGAAAGCGGAGGGGGGGGAUGGCGCUUCUCCGUCGACAGGCUGGCACCCCACGCCUCCCGCGGAGAUGCAGAGCCCGUUUGGAGUUUCCAUGCACCUGGUGGGGCUAAAAACUUUCCAGGAAGUACCUUGCUAUGAGGAGCAAUCGGACGGCACGUAUUCGACAUGUGCCCUCUCAACCCCUCCGCCUGACCAAUCAGAGCCUUCGGUUCCACGUGAUCAGGGCCCGAGCAGCUUCACAGACCCCAACGCGCAAGUGCUUGAGAUGAGCGGUCCGGAUCAUCCCGAGUUAUUGGGCGAUGGCAGUGGAGUAGAGGGGUUUGUGGUGCCUCGCUUGGGGUAUGAGGAGCAUGGGGGGGAGGAAUGGGAGGGGAAUGGGGAGGAGCAGGGGGGAGGUGGGCGUAGGAGCGCGGAGGAGGCGGAAUUCAGCAUGAACCUGUGGCUGGGGAGCAGCUACGAGGGAAGCACCACCACGAGCAGCCCCUUGGGCGGGGCUUCCGCGAGCAGCUCGCAGGCGCAACAAAUUCCUGCUGCGCCGAACUGCCCGCCCGACUCCUCCUCGAGCCUCCGCACCCGUCAAAACAAGCAGUCGCAAGGAGAUGCGGCGGGGAAUGAAAGGGGGGGAAGGGCAGGAGCGGCCAUGUCAGUGCAGGUGCGGAGUGGAGUGGAGGCAGGUGGGGAUGGUCAGAGCGGGGGGGCAGCAGAGCCGGGGGAUGGUGCAGCCGUGGCUGAAGGGUGGCACCCAACGUCGCCCGUGGUGGUGCAGAGCCCGUACGGGGUUUCCAAGCACCUGGGGGGGACAGAAUCGGGGCGAGCGGAGGAGUGCGGGGACAUGGACCGAGUGUGGGAGGAGAUGUACGUGCAGAGGGAGUGUGCGUCGCUGCCCACCUCCCCCAGGGACUCGAGGCGCGCGUUGCCCGCCAUCAGGCGCCUCCUCACCAUCCGCAGAGGGGACUUUGUGGAGCGGUUGAGCAGCCGUGACAGCUUUUCCAGCACCGACAGCCGCGUGAGCGUCUCACAGCAAGCCGUCUCACAGCAAGCCGGUGGGUGGAAUGAGGGGUGGCAGCAGCAGGGGAGGGCGGGCGGGGAGGGAGGUGUACGGCAGUGGCGGCGGCGGCGCUAUGGGUCUGUGGACUCCAUUCACCUGAGCUCCAAUCAGCUGGACUCGGAGUUGACGCUCAUAGUGGAGAGCGAGGUUGUCAUGUGCCAGGUGUUGCCAUCCUCUCAAGGCCUUUCCUCUCAAGGCCCUUCCUCUCAAGGCCCUUCCUCUCAAGGCCCUUCCUCUCAAGGCCCUUCCUCUCAAGGCCCGUUAUUUGGAGAAGGCAGUGAUGCGGGGUUGCAGUGGCAGCGGGGUGUAAGGAGUGAAACGGCGAUCCCAGUGGCCCGCCCAGUCACGUCGCUUCUACAGCCACUCUCUCCUCGCCUGCCCGUGAUCCGAUCAGCUCCGUUCAUGGGCUACAGGCAGCCAGAUCCAUACCUCCAGCAGGAGAAGGCUGAAAUCCGCACCAGUAUCACCGUCUCAUCCCUUGUUUCACCACUGGCUUCUCCUGCCGUCUCUUCCAGGGACGUGGCAUGCUGGACUGACCACAAAAGGCAGGACCACUUCCUAGCUCUCGACCCCCCCACUCUCACUGUCGACGACUUCGAGAAGCACCUCCUUGCAGCAAAGAAGAACAUCCUCGCUGUAGGUGCUGCUCGUGGCACUCCUCGCUCUCCCCUCUUUGAGGGGUGCUCCCCCUCCCCUCUCAACCCCUCCUACGCCUCCGCAGCUGCUGCUCACGACUACCUUGGUGCUGAGGAGGUCGGGGCUGCUUCCGCUCCAAGUGGGAAGCGUCGCAGCGGCAGGGGCGGCAAGGGUGGCAGGGCAGGUGGGGGCGGUGGUGGAGGUGGCGGUGGUGCAGGCGGCGGGGGCGGUGGAGGUGGUGGGGGUGGUCGUGGGGGUGGAGGGGGUGGAGGUGGUGGUGGGGGCGGCGGAGGCACUGGGGGCGGUGGAGGGGGCAGCAGCGGCGGUGGGGGAGGAGGGAGCGGUGGUGGCAGUGGUGGUCAGGGCCAGUAG
Molecule: messenger RNA, 2451 nt
Organism: Closterium sp. NIES-65
Lineage: Eukaryota; Viridiplantae; Streptophyta; Zygnematophyceae; Desmidiales; Closteriaceae
Source: the annotation of a GenBank genome assembly